UCACUUACAGAUGGAGAGACCCAGCGGCUUCGUUCACAGUCUAGUCAAACCGACGUGACAGCAGCAUAAACCAAAGCGCCGCUACUUUCCCAAGGCAUAUGUUGAGAGCUCAGGCUUUAGUGUAAUCAUACAUCCAGGUGAGGUGAUCUGAGCACCGUUUUUCCACGCAUCUACCCCUUCAGCGCUUCGGCUCCAUGACGGGACUGUGUGCGCUCUGCCUGACCGCGCUGCUCGCAGCUUUCGUCCGGCGGGCAGCAAGCGUCAGCCCAGUGGUCCGCUGCGAGCCAUGUGACGACGGGGCGAUGGUGCUGUGUAAACCGCUGCCCCAGGACUGCGCCGAGCCGGUAAAGGAGCCGGGCUGCGGGUGCUGCAUGACUUGCCCGCUAACCGAGGGCCAGGCGUGCGGAGUGUACACAGGGCGCUGCGGUACCGGGCUGAGCUGUCAACAUCGCCCCGGGGAAAGCAAACCUCUGCAGGCUCUGCUGGAGGGACGGGGCGUAUGUGCGAAGGCACCGGACAAAAAGCCCAGCGGCAAUCCAUCGCACGGACACGAUAACCCUGAAGAGGAAGGAGAGGAACAUAUCUCCAAUGGUACCAGGGCAACAGGCGCCGGUGGAGCUGAGACAGUCCAGGACACAACAAUUGUUUCCGGAGACACGCAGGGAGGGCCGAGGACGGCAAUAGAGCCCAUAGAUUCUAUGUCACACCCCAAAGAGGAGAUGAUCAAAAGAGAUCAAUUAAAGAAAAGUCAGACCUUUAAAGGGGAGCCAGUUUCCAGUGGGGUUCAUACAGAUAUUCACAACUUCAGUGUGGAGUCAAAGAGAGAAACUGAAUAUGGCCCAUGUCGUCGGGAGAUGGAGAGUGUUAUGAAGACUUUAAAGAUCUCAAAUGUGCUGAACCCAAGAGGCUUCCGCAUUCCAAACUGCGACCAAAAGGGUUUCUACAAGAAAAAACAGUGCCGUCCAUCCAAAGGGCGCAGAAGAGGCUACUGCUGGUGUGUGGACAAGUAUGGACAACACAUACCCGGCUACGACGGAAAGGAGAAACUCCACUGCAUUAACAUGGAGACAAAGUGAAGGGAAGAGAGAGGCAGAGCGGUGGAAACAGGGAGACAAAGAGGGAUAUCUCCCCUAAAGAACUACAUGAAUACAAAUUCAAAAGUGCUGUCCCAAAGCUGACCUCCCACUUGUAUGCUGAGGCAUGGACUCACGUGACCAGCAACUCACUUUACACUUCAGGAGAGUGGGGAGAACGAGAGGAGGAGACAGAGAGAGUGUCAUGUCUUCAGUUUCGGACUGUAUCCUGAGAGGGAAGUGUGAACAUAGUCAAAAGUACAAGCAAAUUUUAACUCCGUAACGGCACACUAUGUCUGAGCAUAUGUACUCUUGUGUACACGAGGGACGUUGUGUACUUGUUCCGUCUCUCUUUUCUGCUACAGCGUGUAUCACUCUCUGCCAGCGGCUCUCUCUAAGUCCUACUUCCUGUUUCUGCCCUCCUGGUGUAGGGUCGUUUAAACUGGGCAUGCUCAGUGGCACUAGGCGGCUCUAGCCAUAGACUCCAUCUGAAGCACAAGCACUUCAUGCACUUUGGCCCCCCCUGAACACGUACUCCAGCCUGUCACAACGGCCAACAGAUAGAUAAAACAAUUCGACCAAUUGUAAACGAUUCUAUACCAGGACAUACUUAGAUGAACGCCCGUUUUGUUUAUAUUAUCUUACAUCGGACGCAGAGCUGUUAGCUUGUGUUGUCGGGACAGCAUUGAUAUGCUCCACGUGGGCAUUAUCUCACUUUCAAAACAUCAUGAAGCACUUUGAAUAUAAGAUUUAUGCUCCAGUUGCUGACUAUCAUUGUCCAUCACAUUUCUAAGUCUUUGCUGAAAGCAUGUAUUUUGUGCAACGUCUUGUUUAUGGGUUUGAAUGUAACUGUAAAGCUACAGUGCCCUGAAUUACCGCUGCGAAAUCAGUGUAGCUAUGGCAGUUUGUGAAAUCGAUGCCUUAACAAAACCCGUGCGGAAAUUUGUCGCAGGUUUUUCCGCCCUCUGUCUCUCUAAAUAUCCAUAUUGAUCACCCCAGUAGGAAAGCUACAGGCUAACAUGGCGGCCAUGUUGGAUAACCAGGGCUAGUGUUGUUGUCUCAAAACUGACCUCCUGAGAAAAGACUUGAAAGGUGGAGGGUGCCAGAGAGGUAGCCCACACGUUAGCUUAUUAGCAUAGCGUCAACAAAUAGCUCACCCCUUUCCCAAACAGCUAAAGAAAUGACAAACAAAAAAUGUUUGGUGCUACACCUUAUCUGACUUGAUUAUGGGGAAAGAGCAUAUGAGUGUGCUAAGCUAUUAGCCCUUCCUUAACUUGUAAUUUUGUUUUGUAAAAAAAAAAAAAAAAUGUUAUAUGAAUCUAUAUUUUGUUUCAGGCCAGCUAAAGAGGCAUGUGAACUUUAUGCUAAAAAGAUUAUUUAUCCAAGAAAGAAAUAUAAGCUGAUCCAAACUAUGUCUUUGAGAACAAUUCAGUGACCCGUUGAUUGCACAGUAGUGAAACAUAGAACUCAGCAUAUUUUUGGGAAUAUAAUCACUAAAGUCUUUUGUUUUUGUUUUAGGUUUGUUGUUUAUCUACAGUGCCGAGUACGACGUGUCUUUUGUUAGCUUAGCAAAGAUGCUGUCCUCGAAUCGUUUUGCGUAAGGUUUAGUUUAAAUCUUCAGGUUAUGUAGGCCUUCUAUGGUAUGAAUUAAGCUAAAUCUAAGCUUAACUUUAGCUAACUUAAGCUAAACUAAGCUAAAGUAAAGUGAACACUAAGAUUCAGUAAAGCUGAGGCCAAGCGUGUUUCAAAGAACAUCCAAGGUCAAUGUUCAAGCUAUUUGAUCUUCAAGAAAGCUUGCCACCCUCAUUCUGUGCAAUGCCAGGGUCUCUCACCCGCAAGUCACUUUUAAAGAUCCCUCCGUUCACGGGUAAUUGCUUUUUUUUUUCAGUUAAAAUUAUGAUUCUUUAAAAAGCUUUUUAUGUUACUAAACUAGAAAUUAUACAGCUAUUACUUUCUUCAAGAAAGGAAAUGUUUUUGUUCAAAUAUAAUUUGUAUUUAAUGCCUUGUUUUUUUUUUUUUUAAUAAAAAAUGUAAACACUAUUUUAUUUACACGAUGACAGACUGUAAUUUCACAACUUCUACAAAAUUGAAGGGAUUGUUCACCCUAAACUGAAAAUUCUGUUCAUUUUGUACAUAGAGUGAAAGUCAGUGGAGUCCAAUGUUGUUCAACUGACAAAAGCAGUUCUUCAAAAUAUCUUCUUCCACAAAAUAAAAAAAUGCAGGUUUGGAAU
Onychostoma macrolepis is the source of this 3304-nucleotide messenger RNA. It is a transcript of the gene igfbp3, whose product is annotated as insulin-like growth factor binding protein 3. The coding region runs from base 195 to 1076 and encodes 293 amino acids. Gene Ontology annotation, cellular component: extracellular region. Gene Ontology annotation, molecular function: insulin-like growth factor II binding; insulin-like growth factor I binding; fibronectin binding. The record is from RefSeq and is a predicted model, not a curated record. Gene Ontology annotation, biological process: regulation of insulin-like growth factor receptor signaling pathway. NCBI's taxonomy places the organism in Eukaryota, Metazoa, Chordata, Actinopteri, Cypriniformes, Cyprinidae. The transcript is spliced from 4 exons.